AUGGCCCGUGUGGAUUUGUGGUCACUCACCCAGCCUGUGGGCAUCAUGCGAACACUGGCAGUCAUCCUCACUUGUACGGCCUUUUGCCUGGUGGCAACAGUGGGACACAUGUCAUCUUCCUACUGGGCAUGGUGCAUGUUCACCUGGACUUUCUGCUUCUUCUUCACCCUUCUCAUUCUCAUCCUAGAGUUCACAACUGUCAGCGCCAAGUUGCCUUUCGCCUGGGACGACUUCACCGCUGCCUUUGCUAUACUGGCGAGCCUCAUGUGCUUGGCCACCUCCAUCAUCUACCCAACCUUUUUCACCUGCAAGACCUGCCACCGCCAGAUCGGUGCGUCUGUGGUAUCCUGGGUCUGUUUAGGGUUGUAUGCAGGUGAGGUGGCCCUGACACGCCUGCGCCCAAGUGGACAGACCAGCGGGUUUCUCUCCACGUUGCCGGGCAUAAUGAAGAUGCUGGAGACCUUCCUUGCCUGUCUCAUCUUCACGUCUCUGGAGAAAAGUCAGUACAUCGGUUCCCCAGCAAUGCAGUGGUGCGUGGCCGUGUAUUCCUUGUGUUUCAUCUUCUCCAUCAUUAUAAUCCUGCUCACCGUUGGACAGCUGACCUCUUUUUUUCCAUUCUCCUUUGACUAUCUGGUGAUUGUAUAUAACAUUUUGGCAGCAGUGAUGUAUACAACUGCUAUGGUGAUCUGGCCACUUUAUGGUUUCCCCAACAAUACCAGACCCACUAACUGUGGCCACCAUUGUGCCUGGGAUAAACUGGUGGUGGUCACCUGCAUGACAAUCUUAAACUUUAUUGUUUACACCCUGGACACCGUCUACGCUAUACGCCUUGUGUUCUUUGUCAGUAACCAGUGA
This is a messenger RNA of Toxotes jaculatrix (banded archerfish), 855 nucleotides long. Its product is annotated as myeloid-associated differentiation marker-like. Bases 1 to 855 code for a protein of 284 amino acids. NCBI's taxonomy places the organism in Eukaryota, Metazoa, Chordata, Actinopteri, Toxotidae. Gene Ontology annotation, cellular component: membrane. The record is from RefSeq and is a predicted model, not a curated record. The transcript has a single exon.